Messenger RNA from Acanthosepion pharaonis, 1692 nucleotides. Lineage: Eukaryota; Metazoa; Mollusca; Cephalopoda; Sepiida; Sepiidae. The record is from the annotation of a GenBank genome assembly.
AUGGAUCUGACUCCUCGUGGCAUACCAGCACCCAGAGGAAAUCGUGGCAAAUCUUCCUUGUUGCCAAGAAAUUCAUUCCGUGGUGGUCCUCACAAUAACUUUUUUCCUCCACCUCUUCAUGUCAAUUCUCAAGGACCGCCUAUACCUGCGAGAGGACCUAGAGACCCUUCACUUGCAGGUGUUCCUCCGAUGCUUGGACCACCAGGGAACUUGGAUUCAAUUCCUGGAAGAACAAAUUUUGGCAGAGGAGACCGUUUGUCCAUGGGUAUUCCUGAAAGAGGACCUUUAAGAAACAGGGAUUUUGCACCAUCUCCACCACGUGAAAUGAGGAGAGAUUAUAGAAAUGAGAGCCACGACUAUGAAAGAAGUGGCCUCUUGCCUCAUGAUUAUGACUCCUACAGAAAUUAUGGUCCACAUGAUUUUUCUGGCCCACCAUCUGGUAACUAUUCCUUUUAUGGACCAUCUUCUACAAAUGCCCAUUUCAACUUUAUGCCUGAUCAAAAGAUGCAAGCUGAUGAACCAGGGGGCUAUGCUAUUCCAUUUCAUGCUGCUAAUAAUGCUACUGAUCUCUAUCCCAGCCCUAACCCGCAAAUUCCAUAUAACAUGCCUGUGAAUAAAUUACCUACUAAGCGCAAAGCACAAGCACAGCCUUUCUCUUGCAAUGUGUGCAAUGUUAAUUUCAACUCUGAACAGCAGGCUUCUCAGCACUUCAAUAGUGUUCGUCAUGUGAAGAAGAUGCGGUUGAUGGAGCCAGGUAAUCAAAUAAAGGAAAAUAAAGAAGGCGACUUACUUGAUGCAGCAGGUGAAAAACAUGGUUUAAGCAAGAAACAAGUGUUCACCUGUGAAUGCUGUAAGAUUACUGUAAAUUCCUUGCACCAGCUGGAUGCUCACAAAAGUGGUAGCAAACACCAGGCCAAACUAACACAAAUGGAAACAUCCAAUGAAAUGGAAACAGAAGAUGAUCCUGUUGGUGGAAGUGACAAUACUUCACAAAAUGCUGUAUCUUUUGAUAAGAAAAGCGUCUUUUCUUGCGUCUACUGUAAUAUUUCUGUGAAUUCUCUUCAACAACUAGAUGCCCAUAAGAGUGGCCAGAAACACCAGUCAAAAAUGCAGCAGAUGGAUCCAGACAAGCAAAUGGAAAUGGAUGAAGAUCCAAUUGAAAGUGAUGUUAAUAAUUUACCACUUCCUCCUUCUUCUUUUGAUAAGAAAACUGUCUUCACUUGUGAAUACUGUAAGAUUACGGUGAAUUCCCUGCAUCAGUUAGAAGCUCAUAAGAAUGGUAACAAACACCAGUCGAAGGUGUCACAGAUGGAACCAGGUAUGCAGAUGGAAAAUAAAGAUUCAGUUAUGAAUGUCUCCAACAAUAUGGCACUUCCUUCUUCUUUUGAUAAGAAAGGUGUUUUCACUUGUGAAUGCUGCAAUGUUACUGUGAAUUCUCUUCAACAGUUGGAAGCCCAUAAAAGUGGCCAGAAACAUCAGUCAAAGCUGCUGCAGAUGGAUCCUGACAAGCAGAUGGAAACCAAUUUUGUUACUGCUAUUAAUAAUUUAAAACUACCUGUAUCUUCAGAGAAGAAACAAAGCUUUACUUGUGUCUACUGUAAUAUUUCUGUGAAUUCAUUACAGCAGCUGGAAGCUCAUAUGAGUGGCAACAAACACCAGGCCAAGUUGCAAAAGGCACAGGAAGAGAACUAA